ACAUUAUUACGCGCGAUUGGCGUCCACGCGUCCUUAGUCGAAAGCAAAACACCGUUCAGUAAAACUGAAGCUUCUUGCUAGACGCACUCGCUAACAUUUCCAUCAAGAGGAAGAACUGCGUUUUCUUUCUGCCGCCGAAGAGAGGGAGAGAUAGCAGCUACGUGAGACGCUCACGUCACAGCGACCAUCAUCCUCUCGACGCCGCUUCUUCAGCUCGCAGCACACUAACUACGAGAACUCGUUGAUCAGCAACGAAUGCACAUUGCUGCAUCGGCAUUGAAGCGUCGCCGAUUCUUUCUUCCUGUAAGGGCACGCCGUGGCUUAAAAUAGACCGAGAAAGAGAGCGAAAGGGAGAGAAGGACAGGAAGAAGCCAAGAGGCGGGCGAGACGGCAGGCUGCGAGAGAGAGAGAGAGAGAGAGAGAAAGAGAGAGCAACAACAGGUUUAACGUCGAGCCGCCGAUAAGCGGGGAAAAUUAGCGACAGGAUUUCUUCACACGGCGAGCGGCGUUCCGACUCACUAACGCGACAGCAGAUCGUCGAUCCUCUUCCUCCGUGCGGAGAAAUUCCAAAAUUUUGCCCGCGGGAAGAAGAGAGUAGUGAUGCCCAAGUCGCGCGUGAGUCGUCGAUGAGAAACGCGCAACGGGUCGCCGUUAAUUAACGCCUGCCACCUGUUGAUAAGAGAGCAACAAUGGAUCUCGUCUACAUGCCAGAGGUGUUCAUUUACGGAUCCUUCAGGAGCCCACAAUACCGCGACUACGAGCUGUCCUGGAACAAGGAGUAUCUCCAUAAUAGAAAGUCAAGCCAGACCCAAUGGCAACGAUAUCCUUCGGAACAACCCGAGCAAGUAACGAAAGAGACCUGUCACUUGUGUCGAGAAACGAAAAGGAGAAGUUUAGCAGCUUACAUAAGAAGUAAAUCGCGCAGCGAUUCCAAUAACGGAAUCCACGAAGAAGAAGAGGAGGAGGAGGAGCAAGAAGAAAAGGUAACAGCAGGAAAGGGAAGAGAUGAAGUGGUUGAUAAGAAAGCGAUAAAUGUCGAACAAAAUAAAUCGGCGAAAGCAUCCGCGCAGGAUCGAAAGUAAUUUCCUUAAAAAGGGAGAAUUAGUUUUUAAGAAGCAUUACGUAUAAGAGUAUGCGCAGACAAGGAAUACUUUAACUUUAGUAUCGAGUAACUUAGAAUUUAAUUAACAUUUUGCGUUUCACCAUCAUUGAAACUACCUCUGUUACCGAAAAGUACCGAAGGUACGUGUCAGUAAAAAAGAAUAGAGUUUCUUUCGUAAUGUUCUGUUUUACAGUCUUACGGUUGCGCACGCUGUACUGUUGCAAAGAGGAUCCCAUUACCCUUGCUUCUUUUAAAAGAGAAUAAUUAUUUUAUGAACAAAAAAAAGAUGAAACGCGCCUUUAAAAAUGUGGAUCAAAUGAAUCUGAUGAGUACAAAUAUAAUCAAGAUUUACACUGAAAGUGUAUCGUUCUAAGCGAACAUUAAAUCAUUGCGAUUGCUACCAAAAUUACAUCAUUAGGAUAAAAGUAUAUAUGCACAUAAAAUAUCGCCAUAUUUGAAAGUACAAAUUCCGAUUGUCGAAACAAUUGUUUUUGUUCUCACGGAUUCAUUGAGACUAGUAUUGUCGAAAGUCAAUCGCGACAAAAGUAUUUAUAUCGUCUAAAUGCACAAUGUACAAUUUACGCGCAAUAAUAUAUAUACAUAUAUAUUUAAAUAUAUUUUUUUAAUAGCAUGCAUAUUGUGUUAAAGCGAUGUUGAAAUAAUUUUUAUAACGAAAAAUAUAAUAGCGUGUAUGCGCUUAGAUAUUUUCCGGUGAAAAUUAUUUUUAAGACAUGCCUAAUGUACAAAAACACAUGCCGGGUACGCUUUAUAGACAAAUAAGAAGCUUUACCGUUAAUUUUACUUGCGUCCUAGUCGUUAAAUAAAUGUCUCCAUUAAAUAAUAAUGUAAAUACGCUCCAACACGAAGAGAUGGGAAAAUAUCCGAAUUUGAAAAGAUGUAUUUGGUUAUGAAAUUUUCGUUUUUACAUCCAUGAAAUGUCUGUUUUUACAAAAAAAGACUGUUUACUACGAUAUCAGGUAAAUGUAAAAAAAUCGUAUCAAUACAUGCGUUGUGCAAAUUACUUAGAAGAGCAUAUGAUUAUAACUAAAAUUUUUAGAUUUUACCUGUCUGUAUCAUAUGAUGAAUGUAAAAGUAAAAGAGCCAUAGUAAACAGUCAGAAAAAAGCCGCAAAUGCCGAGCGAAAUAAACCGUGAGAGCAUUUCGCGACAAGGAGGAGCGAAAAUAAUUGUUUCGAUGAAAGAAAAAUUCUAUCUAAGAAGCAUUACGUAUAAAUACAUACAUAAAGCUAACUUGAGUAAUUUUAAUUAAUUUUUCGUUUCACCACCAUUGGAUCUACUUCUCAAUUUAAAAGUCAGACAUUUCGUUAUAACGAAUAAUUCACGAUUCAAUAUAACGAAUGUUUUAUAAUUCAUUGCUUGAUGUACACUACAUAAGACUGAAUACAUGAUUGUAUAUUAUAAGAUGUAUAGUUAAGAUAGUCUAAAUAUAUCUAACAUCGCGCGAAAUCGCACUCUAUAAGAUAGUGUACUUUGAUCCCAGAGGUAAUAUUAUCAUUGAAAACACGGUUAUAAAUAUUGUAAACAAAUAUCAGGUAAAAAUUAAGUUGUUAUGCUUAUUUUGUUGCAUUAUGAUGUAAUAUUAUUAGUAAUUAAGAUAUUCAGGUUAUUGUAUCAUCAUAUACCAUGUAACACGAAGCAUGUUAUUUUCAUAAUUUUUGCUUUAUAUGCUUGUAUUUGGGUAAUACUGUAGUUGUUUGGAAAUAUUAAACAAAAGAAACAGGUGUUUAAUAAUGAUAAUAUAAGUUUAAAAUAUA
This is a messenger RNA of Dinoponera quadriceps, 2876 nucleotides long. RefSeq lists its product as uncharacterized. The transcript is spliced from 2 exons. Bases 690 to 1082 code for a protein of 130 amino acids. The record is from RefSeq and is a predicted model, not a curated record. Lineage: Eukaryota; Metazoa; Arthropoda; Insecta; Hymenoptera; Formicidae.